Messenger RNA from Chenopodium quinoa (quinoa), 633 nucleotides. RefSeq lists its product as uncharacterized. The record is from RefSeq and is a predicted model, not a curated record. Bases 168 to 584 code for a protein of 138 amino acids. The transcript is spliced from 4 exons. NCBI's taxonomy places the organism in Eukaryota, Viridiplantae, Streptophyta, Magnoliopsida, Caryophyllales, Amaranthaceae.
UUAUUUAUAUACACUCAAAUGUUCAUUUAUGUUCCUCAUAAUUUUCUUAAUUUAACAAUAUUUUAUAUUGAACAACAAGACCAAAACGCGAAAAGAAAACAAUUCCUCCUGCUUUCCGAUCUCCUUACUUGGUCAAGUACAAGGAUCUGUUUAAAGAUGAGAAAGCCAUGAACCAAAUUGCAGUAGACUUUGCUCUUGGUGGAAAAGAUGAAAGUGCACUCUUAUACUAUGAUGGCUUGAAUCUCAUCAAUAGAAAUGAAAUGAAAACUCUUGGAGAUGAUGUUGAAGUGACAAAUUGUGUCAUAGAUGGAUGGGCAAGGUUUCUUAAUCAUAAAAAGCCGAGAAACAAGAUUUAUUUCUCAACAGUGCUUCAUCACAUUAUGUGCACAAAUAGAGUUUGUCAAGAAGGAUCAUCAAUGAAGACAAGAAUUAAUGCCUUCAUAGAAAGAAUUGACAAUGAACUGAAGUUGAAUAAAAUUGACAGCAUUGUUGGAUAUAAACAGGUCUUCUUCCCAGUAUCAACUUCUCAACAUUUUUUUUCUGUUGUGCGUCAAUCAUAUAGAAGACAAAAUUCAUAUAAUUGACAAUAGAAAACUACCAAAAAAGGUAUCAGUCCAAGCAAAAUAUGAAGAA